AUGCCUCUUUCAGAUCGUACCCCGCCAUCGGCGAAUGGCAAUAGUAGCACUGCUUCGGCGGAGCCCUCCUGGACUGUGCAAAAGUUUGGAGGAACCAGUGUGGGCAAGUUUGCUAUCAAUAUAGUCGAUCACAUAGUACUACCGAGUUUGGCGGAUCAAAGAGUUGCCGUCGUAUGUUCCGCACGCAGCAGUUCCUCUAAGGCUGAGGGUACCACAAAUCGUCUUUUGCGAGCCGCUCGCGACGCUCAAAACUCGGUAUCGAAAGCCUACGAUAUUCUAGUAGAAGCCGUGAGGCAAGAGCACGUGGAAGUGGCCGAGCAGCAAAUAAAGUCCUCCGAACUAAGAGAGCGAUUAAUAUCAGAAGUCAACCAUGAAUGCGCCCACGUCCUCAAAAUACUUGACGCCGCCCAGACGCUCGGAGAAACUAGCGCUCGAUGUGUCGAUAAAGUGAUUAGUGCUGGGGAGAAGCUCAGCUGUCGGUUCAUGGCUGUUCUCCUGCAAGAUCGCGGUGUUGAUUCCGAAUAUGUCGAUCUUUCAGAAAUUAUAGAUUUUACCAUCAGCAAUGGCGGUCUCGACCAAGCCUUUUACGAUCAACUGGCAGCGAAUCUGGGAGCUAGAAUCCGAGCCUGCGAGUCAAGGGUACCCGUUGUUACGGGAUAUUUUGGACCAGUCCCGGGAGGUCUAUUAGAUAAGAUUGGUCGAGGAUAUACCGAUUUGUGCGCAGCCUUAGUCGCCGUGGGCGUCAAUGCGCAAGAGCUGCAGGUGUGGAAAGAAGUUGAUGGUAUAUUCACUGCAGACCCCCGCAAAGUUCCAACAGCUCGCCUCUUGCCAGCAAUUACGCCGGCCGAAGCCGCUGAAUUAACCUUUUAUGGAUCCGAGGUCAUCCACCCCUUCACCAUGGAACAAGUCAUCCGCGCAAGGAUACCGAUUCGCAUCAAGAACGUUAUGAACCCCAAGGGAAGCGGAACAGUUAUAUUCCCCGACUCGACGGCCGAUCUUGAACGUAUAGCAGGUGGUUAUGAAUCUAAAUUGUUCCGAUCAAGGAGUGCUAGCGUCCUGUCUGCGCAGCUCCAGGGUCCCAAGAGACCGACGGCCGUGACCAUCAAACAUAAUAUCCUAGUUAUCAACGUCCAUUCCAACAAGCGAUCCCUAUCCCACGGCUUUUUCGCCGGUAUAUUCUCGGUGCUAGAUCGGUGGCGACUUUCGAUUGACUUGAUCUCGACAAGUGAAGUCCACGUGUCUAUGGCUCUUCAUUCUGAAUUACCACUGCUGAACGGAAUUGGCCGGGAUGAAUAUCAGAUCAUUGAUGAAGACCUCCGUGGCGCCAUUGAAGAUUUAAGGAAAUACGGAGCGGUAGAUAUCAUACCGGAAAUGGCGAUUCUGAGUCUAGUCGGCAAGCAGAUGAAGAAUAUGGUCGGUGUUGCGGGAAAGAUGUUCUCGACACUCGGUGAGAACAACGUGAAUAUUGAGAUGAUUUCGCAGGGGGCUAGCGAAAUCAACAUCUCAUGCGUGAUCGAUGAAAGAGACGCCGAUCGAGCUAUUAAUAUCCUCCACACGAACCUCUUUACAUUUUUGGAAUAG
Molecule: messenger RNA, 1581 nt
Organism: Talaromyces amestolkiae
Lineage: Eukaryota; Fungi; Ascomycota; Eurotiomycetes; Eurotiales; Trichocomaceae
Exons: 4
Coding region: 1-1581 (526 amino acids)
Biological process (GO): amino acid biosynthetic process
Molecular function (GO): aspartate kinase activity
Source: RefSeq, a predicted model, not a curated record